Messenger RNA from Penicillium robsamsonii, 1035 nucleotides. RefSeq lists its product as uncharacterized. NCBI's taxonomy places the organism in Eukaryota, Fungi, Ascomycota, Eurotiomycetes, Eurotiales, Aspergillaceae. The coding region runs from base 1 to 1035 and encodes 344 amino acids. The transcript has a single exon. The record is from RefSeq and is a predicted model, not a curated record.
AUGGCCGCUUCCAACUCAACAGCUCUGGUCAGCUGGCAGUUAGAGGACAGCAAUCGUUCUACAUGGGCUCUGGUGUGGUCCUGUUUGGUAACGAUAUUCGCCUGUACCUGGACAGUCCUACACCCAGAUUUACCUCGACGAAACUCACCCACUGUGAGAAUAAUUAUUGCAAACUUCUUAUAUUGGCUCCUCGCUGUUUUUUUCCCAGAGUAUGUGUUUGUGCACGCUUCAUAUGGGCUUUACCGCGCAAUCUUAUUGAAGCAGGUGUGCAACCAAGCACAGAGAGCCCGGUAUCUUGAAUCAGUGGACCGGGAGUCUUGGUUGUCUAAACGGGCUAGGCCAUUGGAGCAAGUGAAAAACCAAGACUCUACCAAUCCCCAUCUAUUUCUCACCGAGUGGACGCUUCGAAAAUGUUUCUGUAUUCUUGCUGGUGGGCUUGCCUUGCAGACCCAGGAUGGGUGGAUCUACAUCCUCCGACAAAGCGACAUGCAACCGUUCAUUCAGGCUGGCAUAAUCGAAGACGUGGACUUUCACGAUCGCGAUGUUGAAGACCGUGCUAAAUCUGAUUCUUUGGGGAAAGCAUUCACUGUCAUUCAAGCUGCCUGGUUCCUGGUGGACAUAAUCGCACGAUGGGCAAAUUCUCUGCAGGUUGCACCAAUCGAACUGGCGACAGUCGCUUAUAUUGCCUGUGGCUUACUGCUGUAUGCCAUGUGGUGGUACAAACCAAAGGACAUGACCACACCUAUCACGAUUUAUGUCAGAUCUAAUCGUGAGGAUAUACCGACCGAUCUUCUCAAUCACACGGCGACAAACCCUCGUGGUUGGGUUCACAUCCGUGCGCAAAUAAAGAAAGAGAACGUGUUCUCUAUUUUUGCGCAGGGUAUUCGAUUCUUUCUUAGCGCAACCUGGGAAAUUGACGCUAUCGCAGACGAGGCCCCAUAUACCAGUCACUAUAAGCCAUCUCACGGAUGCAUUGUGACUGCUGUCAAUACCUUUGUUGCUUUCCUUUACUGUGGUAUUCACCUCGCCGGGUAA